Messenger RNA from Malania oleifera, 1268 nucleotides. RefSeq names its product thioredoxin-like 2, chloroplastic. The record is from RefSeq and is a predicted model, not a curated record. The coding region runs from base 365 to 1039 and encodes 224 amino acids. Lineage: Eukaryota; Viridiplantae; Streptophyta; Magnoliopsida; Santalales; Ximeniaceae. The transcript has 4 exons. Gene Ontology annotation, biological process: cell redox homeostasis.
AUCAACUGCAGUUCAAUUCUGCAAUUAACAAAAUCAGAAUUCGACAUAAUUGCUGAGUCUAAUAUGAAGGAAAAACUAGAAGCAGAAAGCCCAAUUCCAACCAAACAGCGCCGUACUUUGGUAGGUACCGGUGAAUCCAACAUUAAGGAAAAAACCAAAAUAAACAGGUGUAAGCAUUAUUUUCUUUGGCUCACAGCUUCACAUACAAGAGAGAGAGAGAGGGAGAGGGAGAGAGAGAGAGAGAGAGCAGACAGUGCCUUUCAUGGUGUUUGUUUAUUCCGUACCUACUAACUGAUGCAGCAGAAGAACCUUCAUUCUAUUUGCCACUGAAUUUGAUUUCUCUCUCCUCUUUUUUUCUCGUCAAAUGGCAGAUGCUAUUCGGUUAUCUUUCCAUUCAAUUCGCUUCUCUUCUUUCUUGUUAACUUCCUUUUCCUCGUCCUUAAGCUCUCUCCCGCCGUUUCUUCCCCCCAAUAAAAAAUCGAACAAUCAGAGGUUUUGUUCUGUUUCUGCUGGGCUUAUCGUCAGACCCACCCAGCGAUUGGCUCCUUUCAAGGUAAAUGCAGCAAUUGCUGAGACUGACCAGCCAAAAUGGUGGGAGAAAAAUGCAGGCCCAAACAUGAUUGACAUUCAUUCUACGCAAGAAUUUUUGAGUGCCUUAAGUCAAGCUGGAGAAAAUUUAGUUAUUGUUGAGUUUUAUGGAACUUGGUGUGCUUCUUGCCGGGCAUUGUUUCCCAAGCUUUGCAGGACUGCUGAGGAGCACCCUGAAAUCUUGUUUCUAAAAGUCAAUUUUGACGAGAACAAGCCAAUGUGUAAAAAUUUGAACGUAAAAGUUCUUCCUUAUUUCCAUUUCUAUCGUGGAGCUGAUGGACAGCUGGAAUCAUUUUCUUGUUCACUUGCUAAGUUUCAGAAAAUAAAGGAUGCCAUUGUAAUGCACAACACAGCUCGUUGUAGUAUAGGCCCUCCAAAGGGGGUAGGGGACAUAAACCUCGAAACCUCAUCUGCUGUAAAGGAGAAGCCUGCAGAAUCUACAUCAGCAUAGGCAUAGAAUUCCAUCUUUCCAAGCAAUCUGUCUAUUGAAAUUGCAGCCCAGUGUGGGUUUAUUGAAAUUUCAGUUUGUAUAAUUUGCAUUUUUUUGUGUAAAAGAAUACUGGGUUGAAGAAACUGUUGGUAUUCUGCUUCAUUCUUUGUAAUUCUUGUUCUGGUUGUAUUGUAGUAUUCUACUUCAGAACUUGGUGUGAAUGAAAUUCUAGGUAGUCUCUUUUUUUUUU